This is a messenger RNA of Melanaphis sacchari, 2737 nucleotides long. RefSeq names its product AN1-type zinc finger protein 4-like. The coding region runs from base 661 to 2094 and encodes 477 amino acids. Lineage: Eukaryota; Metazoa; Arthropoda; Insecta; Hemiptera; Aphididae. The record is from RefSeq and is a predicted model, not a curated record. Gene Ontology annotation, molecular function: zinc ion binding; protein binding. The transcript has 8 exons.
UCAGUCCACAGUCGGCACAGUCCUCAACACUUCCGUUCUGGGGUCCCCCACACGGCACCGGGCACACACCUUUCCAACUUCGACACCCUGUCCUCGCGUCGUCGUCGUCGUCGCCGUCUUCUCUUUUUUCGUGACGCGCGUACACUUCGGCGCACGAGCGCGCAACGUCCUUGUCGGUGGAUUAAUCAUUUGUUAUUUUUUUUAUUAUUAUUCACUAUCCGCCUCGCACAGUGUGUUCAAAUUCGACAAUAUAAUAAUAAUAAUAAUAAUAAUAAUAAUAAUAAAGAAAAAGUCUAUUAUCAUUAGUUCGAUCACCUACUGACCCACCACCAUCACCAACGGCGAAAUAGCUACCAUUUCCGCAUUUGAGUCGUUCACAUUUCACGCUAUGCGCCUUCAAAAUCACUGUCAUUAACAUCCACUACCUAUAGUAUUAUCUCUUUGUUGUUCUAAGACGCUCGUUGCUCAUCACCUGGGAGAGCCGACGAAUUUACAACAAUUAUCGAGCUGAUUGUAGGUAGUGGAUUUCAAGAGUGAUUACUUCGAACAUUUGCCAUUAUAGACAUCGUUUUGGACAAAGUAUUGUUGUUUUAAUCGAAAUAAUAAAAUGUUUAGACAACACCAAUAGUACAACAAUAUACCUAGUAAAUUCACUUAGGUAUGUCACGCAAACAAAGAUGGAGAUCAAAUCCUGACAAUGAACAAUUGGAUGAUUCACCUAUAUCUCUUACUAUAGAAACACUAACGGGUACAACAUUUGAAAUUACUGUAUGCCCAACUGACUAUAUAAGUUCAUUGAAGUCUCGAAUACAACGUGUUGAAGGUAUACCAGUCAACCAGCAACAUUUGCUCCUAGGCGAAAAAAUAUUAUCUGACCAUACAACCAUAGCUAAUAAUAAUCUUCAUGAUGGAUCAACAUUGCGAUUGGUAUUGUCCUUACAAGGUGGACCUAUUGGCACAAGUCGCAGAAUGCUGCCCUUGGACAAUGAAACUAUUCGACAAUUGGUUAAUCUAAAUAAAAAAGAAAUAUUAGAAGAUGCACCUCCAGGUAGUAAGCUUGCAGUCUUAAUAUUUCGUGAAGGCGAAGUUAUUAAUUUGCUUCGUGUAAUUGAAAAUAGUGAUGGUUCUUUAACAAACUUAAAGGAAUCCUCUAAAAAAAUAUCUACUGUAGAAUUACCAAAAAAGAAAAAAUCUAAGCCAUCCGUUGAAAAUAAUACGACAUAUCUUAAGAUGAUGCUAUUGAAACAUAAUUUAGAAAAUCUUUCUAUUUCAUCAAAAUCUAAAUUAAAAAGAACAAAACCUGAACAUCGUAAAUCAGCUUCAGCACCAGAAAAAUCACAAAUGAAGACUGAAAAAGAUAGUAGCAAGCUACACACAUGGAGAUUACCUAUUGUUCAAUCAACUCCUGUUUUGGGGAAAUAUGUUCGUAGUGCUGAAUUCUCAAGAAUACCAGUUUUACCAACUAUCGCAAGUACUACAUGCUCGGAAAAAAAUGCAAAAUCAACUUCAACUAGACAACUUUGCCAUAUCAUGAAUGAACCUAGACAUAGUGGUAGUACUUCAAGUAUUGACAGUAUUUCAGAAUCUGGUACUGACAUUGAUGUAUCCAGCACAGAUUGGUCUAGGCGUCCUAGUAGUUCAUCGUUGGUGUUAUCCCAUAAUAUCCACAUAAAUGUUUCUAGACAAGCGUCACCGACUGAACAAAUGACUGCCAUGUCCUUAUCCAAUAAUACAGGAUUGGGAGCUAUACAUAGGAUACUAAAUAGAUCAGACAUGCCUAUUCAACUUGAUGAUGAAGAACCUAUGGAAUCAGAAAGUAAUAGAAUGGAAAAAAAAUCUCCAGCUAUUGUACCUGAAGAUCUGAAUCAGGCUAUACCUGAUCAAGUGGUAGAAAAAAAGAAAAAACGAUGCGCUCAGUGCAAUAAAAAACUAACUAUUAGUGCUCAGUAUACAUGUCGAUGUGGACUUAUUUUUUGUCCAGUACAUAGGUACUCAGAAUCGCACAAUUGCUCCUAUGAUUAUCAAAAGAAUGGUCGCAACUCUAUUGAAAAGAACAACCCUUUAGUUGUUAGACCAAAGUUACCAAAAAUUUAAUAUGUUAAUUCAAAAAGCAGAAUACAUAUUAAAUAUUAUUUUUAGAUGUAAUUUAAUAGGUACUCGUGACUCACACAACCUUCUAUGAUUGUCUGCAUAAUGAAUUAUAAAUAAUUAUUAAAAUGCCUCGUUGACCCAUUUUUCCGUAACUAUGCAAUACUUGUUGAGUAAUUUGACUAUAUAAUAAUAACUCAAACAUUGUUAUAGAAGUGGUUUUUAAAGAGCUUUUUACGUGUUCUAACACCAACUUACUAAUAUAGUUGUGUAAUGUUGACUAUCUUUCAUUUAAGCAAUUUAUUAAACUUAUUAUAAAAUACUACUCAUAAUAUAAUAAUUAUAAUAAUAAAUAAUAAUACAAUUAUAGCAUUUUUGGUUGUUAGAAUUAAAGUACGGGUAAAAAUGUAAUUUAACCAAAAUAUGUAAUUUUUUUUUCCUAUGACGUAUUUUUAUUUUUUUUUUUCUAUAAAUUUAUGUUGCCUAUAUUUAUGUUUGUUAUAAGUUUAUUAGCUCUUUAAAAUAUCUGUAACCUGAUAUGACAAUAAGACAUAAGUGGUGUAUUGCAAUGGAUGUUGAAUUAGAGUUGAAAUAAAAAUUUAGUUUGUGUUAAAAAAAUAUAUAAUACAUGCAUAUAGUUUUAUAUGCA